This is a messenger RNA of Dichomitus squalens LYAD-421 SS1, 936 nucleotides long. RefSeq lists its product as uncharacterized. Bases 66 to 665 code for a protein of 199 amino acids. The record is from RefSeq and is a predicted model, not a curated record. NCBI's taxonomy places the organism in Eukaryota, Fungi, Basidiomycota, Agaricomycetes, Polyporales, Polyporaceae. The transcript has 3 exons.
CCCCGUCUCCGACACCUUCCUCGUCCCCGUCUCUCCUUUCCUUCAACCCCUUUCACGCCACCGUCAUGCUUGCUUUCGGCCUCCUCACUGCUGUCCUCGCGGCUGUCGCUUCUGCGCUUCCUGCCGCCAAGCGUGCCCCAGGCGCGUGGUGCAACGGUCUCGGUGGUGGCGCGUUCGACAGCUUGUCCAACUUCACCCUUGCGGCUUACAAUGCGACCGGGAUCAACACAAACACCACCGGUGCACCCUUGGUGCUCGGCUCGGCGGGUGCGAUUUCUGGUGCGGAGUUGAAGGACCUUGCGACUUUCGCGUCAUUCCCCUUCAACCAGUACCCCUCGAUCGCACUUUCCGAGGGUCGCCUCCUCCCAACUGGCCCCGGUACCACGCCAACCGCCCAGAACGGUGUCACCGCCGGCUCUGAGGUUGUCUUCCUCGCGAGCAACAGCGCGCAGCCCAGCCAGGGCGCUCAGAUCUGGUGUGCUGUGGCUGACAUCGACCCGGCCGGCCACGGCACGGGCCACCCCUUCCUCGCCGUGAACAGCGACACGGACUCGUUCUCGCUCUGCCCCAUCAACAGCCGGGUCAGCGUCGUAUACAAUGCGACGACGGGCAGAGGCUACGACUUGGACGCGUGCUACCCUGUCAAGCUCCAGCUCAUCUUCUGAGCUUCGGAGUUGCGGUUCUGACAGCGCGCGGCUAUUGACUGGCAGUGAUCAUCUUCGUCGCGGUCUUAGGACGGGAGUUGGGUCAUCGCCAUCCAUCCGUAAACUGUCGAAAGUCUUUGGUGAACAGGACACGGGACGGACUUCUUACGGACUGUAAAGACGCUCUUACUACACGCUUUCUAUCAGGGACACUUGCUACGUAGAUACAUAUCCAUAGGACCGGCGUGUAUACGCCGUAAUGUCAGGAAUGACCAUUCGUUUAAUCAUGAAA